Panicum virgatum (switchgrass) is the source of this 1017-nucleotide messenger RNA. RefSeq names its product glutamic acid-rich protein-like. Gene Ontology annotation, biological process: transcription by RNA polymerase III. The record is from RefSeq and is a predicted model, not a curated record. Gene Ontology annotation, cellular component: RNA polymerase III complex. NCBI's taxonomy places the organism in Eukaryota, Viridiplantae, Streptophyta, Magnoliopsida, Poales, Poaceae. The coding region runs from base 205 to 822 and encodes 205 amino acids. The transcript is spliced from 8 exons.
GGCCCACGCUACCUUGCCCUACCGCAGUCUUUGCCGGCCGCCGACGCCGCGCCGCGCCCAUUUGUCCUCGCCGGCUCGCCGCUCGCCGAACCCGUAGCAAGCCCCCGGGCUCAAGCCUCUCACCGUCGACGCCACCCUCUCCCUUGGCGCCGCACGCUCCCAUCCCAGCUCCCCGCCACCUCCCCCAUCUGCUACCGCCCCCCGAUGUCGUUCCGAGGCCGUGGAAGAGGGGGCCGCGGGAGAGGGGGAGGGUUCGGGUACGACCACCCGGCCAAGCACGUGCCGCACGAGGACUUCCCGGACAUCACCCUGCCGGAGUUGUGCGCCAAGCCGAGCAACGAGGAGAAGGCGCUGUUAGUGUCCACGUUGAAGCUCGAGGAGUUCUGGAGGACUUCCUGCUACCACCUAGAGGAGGAUGCUCCCAAGAAAAAGAAUGAGGACAAAGAGAUUGAAAGAUUUUCUGAUAGGAAACGCAAGACACAUAACAAACGUGAAGCUCUUGCAUCAUAUCUCAAAUUAACCGCUUCGAAUUUCCCUGCUGAACUGGUACAAGGUUCUAGAAGGGGUCAAGUAAGCAACAAGAAACUCCGCUGGGAUAAAGAUUCAGGUGAGCAUGCUUUUGAAGUGUUUGAGAAGCUUGAAGAGAAACACAAGGAUGGAAGCAAGGUGGAAAAGGAAGGCGAUGACGAGGAGGAGGAAGAGGAAGAAGCACAAGAGGAGGAAGAAAUUUCAGAUGAUGACUACAAUCAGAAUAUUGAGUUUGAUGACGACGACGAUGAUUGGAACCAAGAGGAAGAAGCACAUGAAGAUUACUACGAUUAAGUACGGAUGGCCAGAUUUUUUUUCUUUCUUUUCUUUUCAUUUGCAACUCAUCUAGCAAAUUUGUUGGGAGUAGUACCUACCUAGGCUAUUGUAGAGCAAUAUUUGUGCUGUUUUUUUUCAAAAUGGUACAUACUUUGUCAGAAACUCAGACCUAUCAGAAUAGCGAGAUACACCGUUGCCAAUUUUUGUCUUGCA